Molecule: messenger RNA, 4716 nt
Organism: Symbiodinium sp. CCMP2592
Lineage: Eukaryota; Dinophyceae; Suessiales; Symbiodiniaceae
Source: the annotation of a GenBank genome assembly
AUGUGGAACGCUGGAGGCCUCACCACCGCUCGAUUGGCUGAGGUUACCACAUGGCUUCGCCUUACCAACGAGCGAGGGCCCCCAAUCCAGGUCUGCAUUCUUGUGGAGACUCAUUGGGAGUUCCAGUCUGAGUGGGCCACAGAAGAAUAUCAUGCACUCCACUCGGGAUUGAACCGCAAACAAGCCGGAAUAUUAGUCCUCCUCCACAAAUCUUUUAUUAGCAGCCAGGCGAUCAGAUCGGCUUCCAUUCUCCCUGGACGGCUUUUCCAGAUCAAGCUUGACACAGAGCCUGCGAUCCACUUGAUAGCUGUGUAUCAGACGGUCUGGGCUGAUGGUGCCAAACAAGAAGCAUGCAUGGCCCAGCGUGAAACACUAUGGACCAAACUAGCAUCCACCAUCCGCAGUGAGGUUACCUAUGCCCUCCGAAGCGACCCGUCCCUAGCAGAAAGAUUCCAGGCCUCCGUUCAGGCCCUCUACAAGCCUCCGACCUCGGGUGACCCGGCGUCCUACCUGGACUCCGUGCUUCGACAGGCCUGGCAGGAGGUUCGACCGCUCUCAGCCCCUCCGAAAGCAAAGGCUGAGCACUCCUCGGUAGGACUAGUUCGGCAACUCUGGACUCUGCGAGCCCAACUCAAACAAGCCAGAGCACAGACCCUACUCGGCAAAUGGCUGCUGGUAGCUCGACUCUCCCGCACCCAACGACUCCUCAGGAAAGCUUGUCAAGCCAAAAAGCGGGAAAGAGUGGAAGCACUGCUCUUGGAGGCAGAGCGUUCCUCGCAUCCCUCUACCAUCUUCGGGGUGGUCCGACAGCUGGCACCAAAGGCCCGUACAAUGCGAGUCCAACUUCGGGACAAAACGGGUCGCCUCCUCUCCGGAUCAGAGGAAUCAGAGCAUAUUGCGGCAUUUCUUCGACAGGUCUUCCACAGUGAGCACAAACACCAACCUCCUGCCCCUCAUCCGAUAGAUGGAAUGCACUUCACGCAGGCAGAUCUACGCAGCGCUUUGGACCGCAUGGCUGCUGGGAAAGCACUCCCACAAGCCUUCGCCCCAGCCAGGCUAUGGAAACUUGCCCCAGAUCAGGUACUGAGUGCCCUGUUGCCCUCCAUGAACCUGCAGUCGUCUGCACUUGACCCGGCAUGGCACAAGGUCCAACUUUAUAUGAUCCCCAAAGUGCCCAUAGUUCGCGAACCCAAAGCCCUCCGCCCUAUUGCCCUGUUGCACCCUGCCAACAAACUAUUGGCCACCAUGAUAGCUGAUCAAGUACAACCCAAGAUAGCAGCCUAUCUCUCCUCAGUCCCACAGUGGGCGUACCUCCCGGGACGCUCCACAGCCGAUGCACUGGAAUCAGUCUGUUCCCAUCUGCACAGUGUGAGAUCUCUCAUCCAGGCCAAUGCACAAACCCUGCCGCAGCGCUUUCAAGGCGGGACCCCGCAGAAGCUGAUAGGAGGGAUAUCCAUAAGCCUUGAUGUCCGCAAAGCCUUCGACAGCCUGUCGCACUCUUUUCUGGAAGAGGCAAUGCGUGAAGCACAGUUCAGCGAACCUGAAAUUUCUCUCAUUCUGCAUUUGCACUCGCACGCCCACCUCCAAGUGGGCAGGGUCUAUCGGCUCUAUGUGGCAGCGCUGAGAGCUGACUCUCUACCAGAAGGCCUGACCAACAUGUUUGCAGAUGACUUCUUUGGAAGCUGGACAUACAAGAGCCCAGAAGCCUUUCGAGAAUCAAUUCGAGCCAUAGGCACCCUGAUUCGCAUACUGCAGCAGGUCGGUCUCGAAUUGAGCCUUGAAAAGACCAUUCUGCUGCUAGCAUCCACUGGCACAAGUGCAGCCUCCGUCAUCGGAGGUUACCGGACCUACAAGAACAAUGAGACCUUUCUCCAUAUCCCCGUAGGCCAGUCUCGAGUGCAAAUCAAGGUGGUACAUGCACACACAUACUUAGGGGCUCGCCUCUCCUACCAGGGCUUUGAGAAUCAAAAUCUCAAGCAUCGCCUAGCCACAGCCUGGGGCAGCUUCUGGUGGGCUCUGAGCCCAACAAUGGACCGGGCACGUCUCACGUCGGCCUACGAUGUGCCAGUGACCGUCGAGCCCACGCUUUCAGAGUUUUGCAGUGCCCACACUGUCACCUGCAGUUCGAGCCUCUGUGUUUGCCGACAUUGUGACAGAGAGUGUGCCAGAUGGGAUGAUCUCAAGAUUCACAUCUUCACGAGCCCCAUGGACCUCGAGGGAGUGUCGAAGGAAGACCUGGAGGAGGCAGCGGCCCAACUGGCAUUCCUACAGACCUCAGCACUACAGGGCAGGCGACUGGUAGAGCCACUCCACUCAAGCACCCUCCUGUUCCCGGCCCCGUCUCAGAACUUGAGCCUCCCGGCCAACUCCAUUCCUCCGACCUCGGAGGUUCCACUGCGGAGCCCUCACAUGGGCCCCAACCUAGCCACACCUGCUCCAGCACUCCACCCGGCAGUCCAAGAGGAGGAACCGCCGAGCAAGUUUGUCCGACCCAACGACAAGGGCCAGGGUCAGGGUCCGACAGGGGCAACAGGCCACUCGGCGCCAGUUCCCCUCACGAGCCGCACCGUCGACUGCAGCUCCCUCGGCUCUCUCCCCAACCCCCAGCGGCAGGCGGAUGCCUUGAAUGCCAUAGAGCAAUCGACCACAUGGAUCUUGUUUCAAGGAACGGCCCCGCCACUCACAGUGGUAGAUGCGCAGGCGGUGAUAGCAGCAGAGUGGAACCAGCUCAAGGACACCAACCCAGCUCAGGUGACUCAGCCAUUGAGGGUAGUGCUAUGGCAGACCUGGGCCUCGGAACUGAUCAAGCGGAUGCAGCUCUUGACGACCAGCCAGGAAAGCAGGCAAGAGGCUCUGAGGCUGCAAAUCCUCACGGAACCGGACUGCUUCAAGUUUGUGAAGUGGAACUCGGCUCAUCGCCGACUGGACCCAGUGGACACGAUUGCCCCACUGACCUUGAAGGAGAUAGUGGACAUGCUUCAAGAGACCAUCGUACUUUGUCGAGACGACGGUGUUCUCAUCAAUUAUCAUCCGCUUCGCAGGUUGACCCCUCAUAUGACAGGCUCGGCAGUAACGUUCUCCCUCAGCUUAGGACUUCGCGAAGCACGGGCUUACCGCUUUUGGACCAUACUGGAAGCUCUAGCUGGAAACGCCUGUUUGCAGCUCGUGGCGACGACAAUCCGUCCCGCUGAAGUGUUCGCUGUGCCUUCUCUUCAGGAGGACCUGGAGAUUGCACCACUGGCCAGAUACGGGCCGACAGCAAGACGCCGCGGAGUUUCUUACCUUCUUUGCCCAGGCCAGCAGACCAGUUGCCUUGCAGGGCUCUGGAGGCUGCCACUCCAGCUGGCGCUAUCUCAUGCGGUGCGCCGCUUGAUCGUCUUCGUAGUCGCUCGCUUGAUCGUCUUCUUAGUUCAAGCAGACUUUAUCUCAUGCUGUUCAAUGGCGCCACGUUGGGAGGACGCUGUGGAAGAGGUUGCAGCUGAAGCUGGAACUGGCUUCGAGGCUGCCUAUGUCUUUGUUAGCGAACUGUACGUCGAUCAGGCUCAGGGCAUGGCACCUGUGCUGGAAGCAGUCCAACAAAGGCUGGACGUGGAACAUGUAGUCGGCGGUGCAUGUGCAGGCGCCAUUGGCCAAACAACAGGUGAGAUGUCUUCUGAAUAUGCUGGAGGCCAUCGGCAACCCUGCGAGGUUGAGGCUGGCUUUGUGCUAUCUGUUGCGGUGGUCCGAAGUGCUGGUGCGGUGCCUUUUUUCCUUGGAGCAAACGCUGAAGGAGACCUGGCACUCUUGAAUCGUAUGGCAGCCAGUGGAGAGGUUCGCUCCAUGAUUCUGCUUGCGGAUCCGUUUGGACCGAUUCCGGACAUCAUGCAAAGCUUGGACGAAAGUUUUCCCAAGGUCCCCAAAGCGGGCGGCAUCACCGCUGCGCUGCAGGUGGGGUCGGACGGGCGGUCCUCCUUCAUGCCGUCGAUGGCCAUCUGCUCCAAAGGCAAUAAAGCCCGGCUCUUGAGCAAGGGAGUCUGUGGGCUUCUGCUCACCGAGAUGGAUGUUCACACCGUGGUGUGUCAGGGAUGCUUGGGAGUAGGCCCUGCAGUUCGGAUAAGCAAUGUUUCGCCUUCUGGUGACGUUUGCAUCGGCAUCGGAGGAAGGCCAGCCAAAGAGGCUCUCCUUCUGAUCUUCAGCGCUGUGAAUGAGGAGCUUCGAGCUAAGAUGCAGACAAACUUAGUCGUGGGCUUGGGCCGUCAGGGCGAGAGCGAAACCUCAGUUGAUGAUGGAGACUGGCUCAUCCGUGGCAUCGCGGAGGUGACCCCCAACGGAAGCUUCAGGCUGGGGCCUGGAAUUGCUGAGGGCCAACCCCUUCGCUUCCACGUUCGGGACAAAGACUCAGCUGAAAGCGACCUGAAGCUGAUGCUGAAGCGAUAUCGGUUAGAGCGGACCUUCAGUGGUAGCAAGGAGCCCAUCGGUUCCCUGCUCUUUACCUGCAACGGACGGGGCAAGGGACUCUAUGGGCGACAGCACGUCGAUGCACGAGCGCUCGAAGAAGCUUUGGGAGAGGAGCUGGGGCGGCGGGUGAGUGGCUUCUUCUGCAAUGGGGAGAUUGGCUCGCCGGGAUUGGUGCUCCCAGCAGCAGAGUUGGGCGAACGUCCCGAGGUAAGAAAGACGGCACUGCAUGGCUUCACCGCUGUGUUUGCGAUUCUUGUGCCAAGCAGCUCAAAGUCCUGA